UGUCUCCUACUCUCCAUGGUUUGCUUCCAGGGUUUACUCGAGUUAUCCAGCUGAUUCACUGUUGCUGUGAAAACAGGGCUGAGCAGGCUAUUGAAAGCCACAGAAACCAGAAGAAACUAGUCAUGAAAACCCUGACUAUCAGCUGACAGAUUUCUUCCUGAGAACUCAUAAUUGAGCAUUUUUUUCCAGACUAGAGCAAAUCUUCAGAAGCUGACCAGGAUCCGGAGCUGUUUCAGCCCAACUUGGCUCUGAUCUCUUUGGUCAUGCUGGAGGGUGCCGAGUUCUACUUUAACGUGGACCAUGGCUACCUGGAAGGCCUGGUACGAGGGUGCAAGGCCAGCCUGUUGACCCAGCAGGACUACAUCAACCUGGUCCAGUGCGAGACCCUGGAAGAUGUGAAAAUUCAUCUCCAGACCACUGAUUAUGGCAACUUCUUGGCUAAUCAAACAAAUCCUCUUACUGUUUCCAAAAUUGACACGGAGAUGAGGAAAAAGCUGUGCAGAGAAUUUGAAUAUUUCCGGAAUCAUUCCCUGGAACCUCUGAGCACGUUUUUUACAUACAUGACGUGCAGUUACAUGAUAGACAAUGUGAUUCUAUUGAUGAACGGUGCAUUGCAAAAAAAAUCUGUGAAAGAAAUUCUGGUGAAGUGCCACCCACUGGGCCGUUUCACAGAAAUGGAAGCAGUCAACAUUGCUGAGACACCUUCGGACCUCUUCAAUGCUGUUCUGGUUGAAACACCAUUAGCUCCAUUCUUUCAAGACUGCAUGUCUGAAAAUACCCUAGAUGAACUGAAUAUUGAAUUACUGCGCAAUAAACUGUACAAGUCUUACCUCGAGGCAUUCUAUAAAUUCUGUGAGAAUCAUGGUGAUGUCACAGCAGAAAUCAUGUGUCCCAUUCUUGAGUUUGAGGCUGACAGACGUGCUUUUAUCAUCACUCUUAACUCCUUUGGCACUGAACUGAGCAAAGACGACCGGGAGACCCUCUACCCGACCUGUGGCAAGCUGUACCCUGAGGGGCUGCGCCUGUUGGCUCAAGCAGAAGACUUCGAUCAGAUGAGGAGAGUGGCAGACCAUUAUGGAGUAUAUAAGCCUUUGUUUGAGGCUGUGGGUGAUGGCAGUGGAGGAAAGACGUUGGAGGAUGUGUUUUAUGAGCGUGAGGUACAAAUGAAUGUGCUGGCAUUCAACAGGCAAUUCCACUAUGGUGUGUUUUACGCAUACACAAAGCUGAAGGAACAAGAAAUGAGAAAUAUCGUGUGGAUAGCAGAAUGCAUUUCACAAAGACAUCGAACUAAAAUUAACAGUUACAUUCCAAUUUUAUAACCCAGUGAGGGACCUCACAUGCGGAAAAUCUUACAUAGUUUUUCUGGCUACUCUGAAGUCCUUUCUAAGUCCUAUAUAAGCCUCUCCCUCUCCAGUCAUCUCUGCAGGUGGUCCAGACAAACAUUGUUUCUGGACAUGUCACCUACAAGUGAGUCUUGGACCUGGAAGGACUACCACUAUACCAUUUGAAGACAGAAAUGCCAUUCCCAGAGCCAGAUAUGAAUAAGCAACUCCAGUUGACAAUGUACCCGUCUUGUUUUCCAAGAAGACUGAUAUUGAAUCUAGCUCUCCGUAGGUAAAAGCCAUUAUCACCUUGGUCAUUUUUUGAACAAACAGCAAUUCUAGAAUUUAAAUAAUUUAUACAUUUUCAUAUCCUAUUUUUGUUGGUUUUUAAAAUGAACUAUUCUCUUAUUCAUGCUGAGAUAUACAUUU
Messenger RNA from Leopardus geoffroyi (Geoffroy's cat), 1751 nucleotides. RefSeq names its product ATPase H+ transporting V0 subunit d2 (gene ATP6V0D2). Gene Ontology annotation, molecular function: proton-transporting ATPase activity, rotational mechanism. The transcript has 9 exons. The coding region runs from base 264 to 1319 and encodes 351 amino acids. Gene Ontology annotation, cellular component: vacuolar proton-transporting V-type ATPase complex; early endosome; plasma membrane proton-transporting V-type ATPase complex. Gene Ontology annotation, biological process: proton transmembrane transport; vacuolar acidification; vacuolar transport. The record is from RefSeq and is a predicted model, not a curated record. Lineage: Eukaryota; Metazoa; Chordata; Mammalia; Carnivora; Felidae.